AUGAAAUUCAUAUCACACAAUGCGGAGACCAUCUCCCACAAACGCAAGCAUGCCCGGCGCGCUUGCGAGCAAUGCCGAAGGGGUAAAAGACGUUGCACUCACACGCUGAGCCUUGAUCCUCAUGCGAUUGAAGUUGCCGAGACUGCUAGUCGUCCAAGAUCGGCAAUCCGUGGACAACAGGAAAAUUUAGAGUAUGACUCUGAGCAAGGACACGGUCUAGCGAUAUACUCUGGUACCCCAGAAAAUGCCAAGUCCAUUCCACGCUCAAGGCACUCAAUCGGUGAGCUGCUUGAAGCAGCACAAUACAGUAAUCAGGAGGGCCAUCACGACUCUAGUUUACGCGCUUCCAGGACGUUCAUUGGCCACCUGAAUCCAGAGACUGUUUUCCGUUCUGCUACUAGUCCUGGAACGACUACACGAGGACAAUCUAGUCAGAAUAGUGUAGGGACAUGGCUUGUCGACAGUCUCGGAUCCACUGGACGCGAAUCAGAGAAUCUUACCACUAUGCCGAACAGCAUAUUCUAUAAUCCAAGCCCAGCAACUCAGAAAAUGCUGACAUCUCUGUUUGAGACGGAAUUUCUUGCUGUACUACCGCCAACGCCGUACCUCUCUCAGUUGCUAUCAUUCUAUGUGGAGGAAAUUCAUCCUAUAUUGCCGCUCAUUGAUAUCAAAUCUUUUCAAGGGGAUAUUGACCGCAACUCCAAGGUCUUGCUUUCACAGGCUAUGUGUCUACUUGCUUCAAUGAAUCCCCAGUGCAAGUCGCUGUUGUACCUGCCAGAUGAGAACGAGCCACUUGCACCUCGAAUAUUCGGCCGCCGUAUCUUCUGUGCUAUGCGCUGUGCUAUUGACUUCGGUGCAGUAACUAACAGAAUGGUGCUAAUCCAGGCACUAGGUUCAUUAUCCCUAUUCACUGAAGGUCCAGAAGGCCCCGAAAUUGCAUCGCAGCUCUGUGCUAAGAUGAUACAACUUGUCCAAACACUUGGUCUUCAUAUACAGAGAGGGUCCACUUAUGAAGAGGAGUAUGAAGUGACAUGCUUUUGUUGCGCGUGGGCGUUGGAUCGACUCAAUGCAGCAAUUCAUGGGCGGUCAGUUCUUAUGCAUGAGAGAGACAUAGGAAUUGACGUCGACAAAUGCUUUGAAAGCCAAAAGCCUGCGUUCAGGUUGUUUUUAUCAAUUAUUUCUCAAUUAGAUCAAGUCAUUGAUUUAUAUCGGCCACAUGCAAUGUCGAAAGGUGAUGCAAUUGAGUUGAAUCAUCCACAGUUUGACGAUAUGGUCGUUUCCGCUCAAUGUACCAAUCUAAAUGCCAGACUACUCAGUACGAUUGAAGUAUUUUACUAUGCAGUUGCCAUACUUUCAUGCCGAAGUACACACAAACCCUCAAACAAUCAUGUCCGACAGAUUUAUGCCGCCUCCAAGAUCAAUUCUAUUCUUGAGCAAGACAUUCAGAAUCACAACAGCCUACUUAUCUUUCUCCCAUUUAUUCCAUACGCAGUCUCGCUAUCACUUAGCAUAUCAUACAAUCAGAUGCGUCAUACCAAAGUAGCAAUGUAUCGGUCACGUGCACGGGAAGAGCUACAGUCUACUUGCGACUUGUUAGAGAGGUUGGGUACACAUUUCUAUGUUGCUUCUGCUAUGGCUAGCAUGGGCAAAGCGACGGUGGCAGAAUUGGACCGAGUUUCUGAGAAUGUGCUUCGAGAAAAGAAUUCCGAUGACCCUUCUCACGACUCUCAACGGCGGAUGGGGACUCAUCCUCGUAACGACCAACUUGUCGCUGCUAGUGUACCAGAGGGCCCUGACAACUUAGAAACCACGAACUAUGAUCUGCCUUCUACUGUGAAUGAAUUCAGCAUUUCUGACAUUGAUGUGUUCGAUAUGUUUGAUCCUAACUUUGGGCUUGAGAAUGUCGAUGCUGUUUUUCAAAACAACCUUGAUCUGUCCAUGCCUAUGUAUCUUCCGUUCUAUGCUCCAAGAUCUCAAUACGGCCAGAUGGAUGAAAACUUUUCUUGA
This is a messenger RNA of Talaromyces marneffei, 2007 nucleotides long. RefSeq lists its product as uncharacterized. The coding region runs from base 1 to 2007 and encodes 668 amino acids. NCBI's taxonomy places the organism in Eukaryota, Fungi, Ascomycota, Eurotiomycetes, Eurotiales, Trichocomaceae. Gene Ontology annotation, molecular function: zinc ion binding; DNA binding. Gene Ontology annotation, biological process: DNA-templated transcription. The record is from RefSeq and is a predicted model, not a curated record. The transcript is spliced from 2 exons.